Molecule: messenger RNA, 1582 nt
Organism: Archocentrus centrarchus (flier cichlid)
Lineage: Eukaryota; Metazoa; Chordata; Actinopteri; Cichliformes; Cichlidae
Gene: rbm42
Product: RNA binding motif protein 42
Exons: 12
Coding region: 231-1451 (406 amino acids)
Molecular function (GO): mRNA binding
Source: RefSeq, a predicted model, not a curated record
UGAACAAGAAGAAGCGGAAGCAGAAGAAGAAGAGCAGCAUUAUGUCGGCUAAAGGGCCUUCCAGCGGUCAGUGAAUGCGUGUUUGUUAGUACAUAAUCAUAUUUCUUUAUAGCUGGUUACUUCUAGUCGUUUGGAAAUCAGUAGCUGCGGUUAGUGAGCGGGUUCAUACCGGCGCUAGAGACACGUUAGCUCGGAAGCUCAGCCUGUGAACCUACAAACUACAGUUAAGCAUGGCGCUGAAGUCCGGAGAGGAGCGUCUGAAAGAGAUGGAGGCUGAGAUGGCUCUGUUCGAGCAGGAAGUUCUUGGUGGUCCAGUACAAGUAUCGGGAAGUCCACCUGUCAUGGAGGCAGUCCCUGUAGCUCUGGCUGUCUCGGCGGUUCCAGUAGUGCGGCCCAUUAUAGGCACCAAUACCUAUAGACAGGUCCAGCAGACAUUAGAAGCCAGAGCUGCUAGUUUUGUUGGACCCCCGCCACAAGCUUUUGUGGGACCAGUUCCUCCAAUACGUCCUCCUCCUCCUCCCAUGAUGAGACCAGCCUUUGUUCCACACAUCCUGCAGAGACCAGGUGGUCAGAGGUUGCAGAUGAUGCGUGGUCCUCCAGUAGCACCUCCUUUGCCCCGACCUCCUCCACCUCCACCCAUGAUGCUUCCUCCUUCCCUGCAGGGCCCAAUGCCUCAGGGAUCCUCUCAGCCUAUCCAACCCAUGGCUGCCCCACCUCAGGUUGGUGACAUGGUUUCAAUGGUGUCAGCCCCAGCUGCAAGACAAGUAGCCCCGCCUCCCGUUAAACCAACACCAUCAAUCAUCCAGGCAGCACCAACUGUGUACUGUGCUCCUCCUGCCUCUGUUGGACUUAAAAGAACUGAAGUUCAUGCUCAGAGACAGGCCCGAAUGGAGGAACUGGCAGCGCGGGUGGCAGAGCAGCAGGCUGCAGUAAUGGCAGCAGGUCUGCUCAACAAGAAAGAGAGUGAAGACAGCAGCACCGUGAUUGGACCAAGCAUGCCAGAGCCUGAACCCCCCCACACUGAGCCUGUGGAAACUACCACUGAAGACAAAAAGAAGUCAAAAGUAGAGAAGGUGAAGAAGUGUAUCCGCACAGCAGCAGGGAUUACCUGGGAGGACCACAGUCUGCUGGAGUGGGAAGCAGAUGACUUCCGUAUAUUCUGUGGUGAUCUUGGUAAUGAGGUCAAUGAUGACAUACUGGCCAGAGCAUUCAGCAGAUACCCGUCUUUCCUCAGAGCGAAGGUGGUGAGAGACAAACGGACUGGGAAAACCAAAGGUUACGGCUUUGUGAGCUUCAAAGAUCCGAAUGACUACGUGAGAGCCAUGAGAGAGAUGAACGGGAAGUAUGUGGGCAGUCGUCCCAUCAAACUGAGGAAGAGCAUGUGGAAGGACCGCAACAUCGAAGUGGUUCGCAAGAAACAAAAAGAAAAAAAGAAACUGGGCCUGAGAUAGAGUGUGUGUGUGUGUGUGUGUGUGUGUGUGUUCUCCAGGAGGCAGACUACUCUGUGAGAGCACGACUCUUUAUUUGAUCUGUCUAAUCAGGAAGUGCUGAGUUAGAACAGGUCUUAACUUUUUUCUUUUUU